Rana temporaria (common frog) is the source of this 5181-nucleotide messenger RNA. Its product is annotated as mucin-2-like. The transcript is spliced from 3 exons. Lineage: Eukaryota; Metazoa; Chordata; Amphibia; Anura; Ranidae. The coding region runs from base 536 to 4927 and encodes 1463 amino acids. The record is from RefSeq and is a predicted model, not a curated record.
CCAGUGCAUAUAUAUUCUGACACAUUUCCACCACCUAGGACUGUCUCAUUAAGCUCAACCUCACCCAAAGAAACUACUACUUCUGCCACAACAGUGCACACUUAUGCUAAAACAUCUACACCACCCACAACUGUCCCAUUCAGCUCAUCUACACCCAGAAAAACAACCACUCCUGCAACACCAGUGCAUAUAUAUUCUGACACAUUUCCACCACCUAGGACUGUCUCAUUAAGCUCAACCUCACCCAAAGAAACUACUACUUCUGCCACAACAGUGCACACUUAUGCUGAAACAUCUCCACCACCCACAACUGUCCCAUUCAGCUCAUCUACACCCAGAAAAACAACCACUCCUGCCACACCAGUGCACACAUAUCCUGAAACAAUUGCAUCACCUAUGACUGUCCCAUUAAUCUCACCUUCACCCACAAAAACAACUACUUCUGCCACAACAGUCCUGUUAAGCUCAUCUUCAGCAAAAAAAAAAAACGACUUCUUCCACAACAGUGCAUACUUAUUUCAAAACAAGUCCACUAAUGACAGUCUCAUUAAGCUCCUCUUUGCCUAGUAAAACAACUAUUGCCGGACAAACAGGACUUGACAAAUAUCCACAGUCUUCCACUGUUCUGAAAAGUUCAUCUUCACCUGAAAACAUAACUGCUCCCUCUACAGCUGUGCAUACUUACUCUGAAACAUCUCCAUUACCUACAACUGUCCCGUUAAGAUCAUCUUCACCCAUAAAAACAACCACUUCUGCCACACCAGUGCAUAUAUAUUUUGACACAUUUCCACCACCUACGACUGUCUCGUUAAGCUCAACUCCACCCAGAGAAACUACUACUUCAGCCACAACAGUGCACACUUAUGCUAAAACAUCUACACCACCCACAACUGUCCCAUUCAGCUCAUCUACACCCAGAAAAACAACCACUCCUGCAACACCAGUGCAUAUAUAUUCUGACACAUUUCCACCACCUAGGACUGUCUCAUUAAGCUCAACUCCACCCAAAGAAACUACUACUUCUGCCACAACAGUGCACACUUAUGCUAAAACAUCCCCACCACCCACAACUGUCCCAUUCAGCUCAUCUACACCCAGAAAACCAACUACUUCUGUCUCAACAGUGCAUUUUUAUACUGAAACAUCUUCACUGCCUAUGACUUUUCCAUUCCACUCAUCCUCCUCACCUAGUAAAAAAAUGACUCCCUCCACAACUGUGCCUUCUCACUCUAUAACCUCUCCACUACCUACUACUUUCCCAUUAAUCUCAUCUUCACCCAGACAAAUAACAGCUCUUUCCACAGGAUUACCUACUUAUGCUGAUUAUACAUUUUUCCCACCUAUGUUUGUCAAAUCAAGUUCAGCCUACACAACAGUGCCUUCUCACUCUAUAACCUCUACACUACCUACUACUACUUUUCCACCACCUACAACUGUCUCAUUAAGCUCAACUCCACCCAGAGAAACUAUUACUUCUGCCACAACAGUGCACACUUAUGCUGAAACAUCUCCACCACCUACUACUGUCCCGUUCAGCUCAUCUACACCCAUAAAAACAACCACUCCUGCCACACCAGUGCACACAUAUACUGAAACAAUUCCAUCACCUAUGACUGUCCCAUUAAUCUCACCUUUACCCAGAAUAACAACUACUUCUGCCACAACAGUGCACACUUAUGCUAAAACAUCUUCACCACCCACAACUGUCCCAUUCAGCUCAUCUACACCCAGAAAAACAACCACUCCUGCAACACCAGUGCACACAUAUGCUGAAACAAUUCCAUCACCUAUGACUGUCCCAUUAAUCUCACCUUCACCCAGAAAAACAACUACUUCUGCCACAACAGUGCACACGUAUGCUAAAACAUCCCCACCACCCACAACUGUCCCAUUCAGCUCAUCUACACCCAGAAAACCAACUACUUCUGUCUCAACAGUGCAUUUUUAUACUGAAACAUCUUCACUGCCUAUGACUUUUCCAUUCCACUCAUCCUCCUCACCUAGUAAAAAAAUGACUCCCUCCACAACUGUGCCUUCUCACUCUAUAACCUCUCCACUACCUACUACUUUCCCAUUAAUCUCAUCUUCACCCAGACAAAUAACAGCUCUUUCCACAGGAUUACCUACUUAUGCUGAUUAUACAUUUUUCCCACCUAUGUUUGUCAAAUCAAGUUCAGCCUACACAACAGUGCCUUCUCACUCUAUAACCUCUCCACUACCUACUACUACUUUUCCACCACCUACAACUGUCUCAUUAAGCUCACCUCCACCCAGAGAAACUAUUACUUCUGCCACAACAGUGCACACUUAUGCUGAAACAUCUCCACCACCUACUACUGUCCCGUUCAGCUCAUCUACACCCGUAAAAACAACCACUCCUGCCACACCAGUGCACACAUAUGCUGAAACAAUUCCAUCACCUAUGACUGUCCCAUUAAUCUCACCUUCACCCAGAAAAACAACUACUUCUGCCACAACAGUGCACACUUAUGCUAAAACAUCCCCACCACCCACAACUGUCCCAUUCAGCUCAUCUACACCCAGAAAACCAACUACUUCUGUCUCAACAGUGCAUUUUUAUACUGAAACAUCUUCACUGCCUAUGACUUUUCCAUUCCACUCAUCCUCCUCACCUAGUAAAAAAAUGACUCCCUCCACAACUGUGCCUUCUCACUCUAUAACCUCUCCACUACCUACUACUUUCCCAUUAAUCUCAUCUUCACCCAGACAAAUAACAGCUCUUUCCACAGGAUUACCUACUUAUGCUGAUUAUACAUUUUUCCCACCUAUGUUUGUCAAAUCAAGUUCAGCCUACACAACAGUGCCUUCUUACUCUAUAACCUUUCCACCAUCUACGACUUUCCCAUUAAGCUCUUCUUCAACCAGAAAAACAACUACCACUGCUACAACAGUGCAUACUUAUGGUGAAACAUCUUCACUACCCACAACUGUCUUAUUAAGCUCGUCUUCACCCAGAAAAACAACCACUUCUGCCACACCAGUGCAUAUAUAUUUUGACACACUUCCACCACCUAUGACUGUCUCAUUAAGCUCAACUCCACCCAAAGAAACUACUACUUCUGCCACAACAGUGCACACUUAUGCUGAAACAUCUCCAUUACCUACAACUGUCCCAUUAAGCUUGUCUACACUCAUAAAAACAACCACUCCUGCCACACCAGUGCACACAUAUUCUGAAACAAUUCCAUCACCUAUGACUGUCCCAUUAAUCUCACCUUCACCCAGAAAAACAACUACUUCUGCCACAACAGUCCUGUUAAGCUCAUCUUCAGCAAAACAAACAAAAACGACUUCUUUCACAACAGUGCAUACUUAUUUCAAAACAAGUCCACUAAUGACAGUCUCAUUAAGCUCCUCUUUGCCUAGUAAAACAACUAUUGCCGGACAAACAGGACUUGACAAAUAUCCACAGUCUUCCACUGUUCUUAAAAGUUCAUCUUCACCUGAAAACAUAACUGCUCCCUCUACAGCUGUGCAUACUUACUCUGAAACUUUUCCAAUGACUCCAACUGUCCCAAUCAGCUCGUCUUCACCCAUAAAAACAACCACUUCUGCCACACCAGUGCAUAUAUAUUUUGACACAUUUCCACCACCUACCACUGUCUCGUUAAGCUCAACUCCACCCAGAGAAACUACUACUUCAGCCACAACAGUGCACACUUAUGCUAAAGCAUCUCCACCACCCACAACUGUCCCAUUCAGCUCUUCUUCAACCAGAAAAACAACUACCGCUGCUACAACAGUGCAUACUUAUGGUGAAACAUCUUCACUACCUACAACUUUCUUAUUAAGCUCAUCUUCACCCAGAAAAACAACUACUUAUCCCACAACAGUGCACACUUAUGCUGAAACAUCUCCAUUACCUACAACUGUCCCGUUAAGAUCAUUUUCACCCAUAAAAACAACCACUUCUGCCACACCAGUGCAUAUAUAUUUUGACACAUUUCCACCACCUACGACUGUCUCAUUAAGCUCAACUUCACCCAAAGAAACUACUACUUCUGCUGAAACAUCUCCAUUACCUACAACUGUCCCAUUAGGCUUGUCUUCACCCAUAAAAUCAACCACUCCUGCCACACCAGUGCAUACACAUGCAGAAACACUUCCAUCACCUAUGACUGUCCCAUUAAUCUCAUCUUCACCCAGAAAAACAAUGACUACAGUGCAUUCUUUUGCUGAAACUUCUUCACUUCCUUCGACUGUACCGUUAAGCUCAUCUUCCCCAAGAGAAACAACUACUGCCACCACAGAAAUGUAUACAGGCUCAUCGUCACCCAGAAAAAGAACUACUCCUGCUACUACAGUGUAUACUUACACUGAGUCACCACCUUCAACUCUAACCUUAAGCUCUUCUACACACAAAAUAAGAACUACACCUACCACAGCAUUAACAACCUUUGUUUCAUUGCCUCAACCAGACUAUACAACAUUAAGAACUCAAACUCGGACCACCAUUACUGCUUAUUCAAUCCCUUCAACCACAUCUUCUUUCAACACAACCAGGUUUCCCUUCUACACCACAAUGUCUAAGAUGACCAAAACCUUAAAAACUUUAGCCACCACUGAAGAACUAAAAACUGGAUUGAGCUCUUUCGCCUCAACAACUGAAAGCAAAACAACACUAACAGUUGAAUGUUAUCCAAAGGCGUACAACAUAACUAUAACGGUGGGAGAAUGCAGCACACCAGAAAUGAUAUCUAUGAAUUAUUGUGUUGGACAUUGUACUACUUAUUCCAAGUUUUCUCUUGAAUAUCAAAAAAUGAUGCGAACGUGUUCUUGCUGCCAGGAAACAGAAACAAGCACCAAGACCAUUGAACUCAGUUGUCUGUAUGGUGAAACACAAUCUUACACCUACACCCAUGUGGAGGACUGUGCCUGCGUGAUCUGUCAAGAUGAAAAUAUUUGAACUUUAGGAUGACCCCGAGGUCCUGCCUAAUUAACAUGAGCUAUUGACAUAGUUUAGUCGAAUUGUGGGCUGUAUUUACAUUUGUAUAAUAUAGAAUACUAAUAUAAUAUAGAAUAAUGCACCAACGUAUGGUAAAACUUAAUACAGUGAUAAGGGUCAAGGCAAUGUGAAUUUGAGACAUGAAACUGAUGUUUUGGAUAUAAAGUAAAGCUGAAAGUGUCGGUGAGAUGACUUAAUAAAUGUUUAUGAUUAUU